UACACAGUAUAAUAAUUUUCACAUCUUCGCUGUGUUUCCGUGGUUGAAUUUUAUUUGCGAUAAGAGAUCCGAAUAUCUUAACUAAUUGAUUAUUCUCGUUCAUUCGAGACUGUCUAUUUUUUUGAAUGUUUUUGGUGGAAAUCUAGAAAAUUCUAUUGUAUAUUUAUAAAGAAAUCGGUCGCCGGUUCUUCGAGAAUUCGAAAUCAAAUCUGAACUGAUCUUACCCUUCGCUAUAGUGCUCGUGAGCUUAUAAGUAGGUACUUCGCGUGCCAUUAGAAUUUGUUCGCGAUCGGGAGAAUCUACAAGUAAUCGUUACGAUCGUUUUGCAUUGAAGGUACUUACGUUGUUUUGCUCAGUCGACGAGAAAUAUUUAUUUUCAAAGUGUAUUUUUGAAACUGUCGGUCUAUUUUAUAUGUUUUUUAACGAACAAAAAUUUGUUAAGUAAAUGAAAUAGGUAUCUGUUCAGAAGUGUACUUACUCAUUUUUGUUUUUUAACGUGCAAAUUGUAAUUGAAAAGUUUAGUUGCGAAUAUUUACUGUAAGUGACAUCUGCAAAUAUGUUUCAACACGUCGUAAAUUCACGCCCGGAAAUAAAUAAACCCUUAUCAGCAAAAUAUGUGAAAAGUUUCGCUUACCCCACAUUCAAGAAAAGAUUGCCUGAUAUUUUACAAGGUAUCAUCGAAGACUUGAAAAACAAAGAAGAAUUUGAAUCGAAAUACGGAGAAAAAGCCGUUAAAGAACUCGAUGCAGUCAUUGAGAAAAUCACAUCGCUCAAGAGUGGUAUGGAAAAUGAUCAACCUUUAGUCGAAAUAAACGCAAACGGUUCGUUUUCCAAACACGCCGCUAUUUAUAACAAAGAAAUAAAACAAAGGCAGCAGGAAAAUGAAGGAAAACCUCCAACCUGGUUCCAAACCGACUGGCUUUUCGCCGAAUGCUACAAUUACUUCAAACUGCACGACAUUUUCUACACUAGCUCGUAUUUAAACGAAUACGAUCCAUUUUUGAGGGUGAAAAACGAUACUCUAUUAGCUUCCAAAGGACCUGUCUUGCAGCUGAGUAAAUGCAUCGUUGAUAAUCAAGCCAAGUGUUUAUUCACUUCUAAGGAAAGAAAAGAUAUGUUCAUUUUCUUAUUGAAGUGUUCGCUUUGGGGUAAUAAAGCUGACUUGUCGUUAUCCUGCGGAAAACCAGUUGCAGCCAAUGAAGAAACAUUUGCAGAAAUGAACUUAAUGGAUAGAAAUAUUCUAGUCAACGAUUUAGAAGAAGUUUACAAUCUUUUGAAUACUAACGAAGAACAAAUCAUCGAUAUCGUUUUGGAUAACGCCGGAUACGAGUUAUUCAACGAUUUGUGUUUCGCUGAUUACCUCGUGAAAGCUAAUUUCGCCAAAAAAGUCAUUUUCCAUGGUAAAUUGAUUCCUUGGUUCGUAUCUGACGCCACUGCCAUAGAUUUCACCUCCAUCUUCGAUAUAUUACUAAAUCAAUUGAAAUCCGAACACAUAGUUACGCUUGUUCAAGAAUGGUCGAAACAUUUGGAAAAUGAUAAAUGGGAAUUCCGUGCAGAACCAUUCUGGAUUACACCCUACGAUUACAGCAAAAUGUCAACCGUAGAUCCGGAACAAUAUGCUCAACUAGCCAAACACAAAUUAACCAUUUUCAAAGGCGACUUGAACUACCGGAAAUUAGUCGGUGAUAUUUACUGGGAACCUACGACUAGUUUUAAAACUGCUUUACGAGGCUUUGAACCCACUAAUGUACUAUCACUACGAACUGUAAAAGCUGAUACUAUAGCUGGCUUGAAAGAAGGUGUUUUCGAAGAACUUACGGAUAAAGAUCCGAGUUGGUUAAUAACCGGAGAGUAUGCGCUUAUUCAGCUUCUAAAAAAGAAAUAAUCUGAUGUUUUUUAAAAUGAAUUUUUAUCACUUUUUACGAAAGAUAUAUCUAGUACUUAGGUAUCAAUUUUUAUACUAUUAUGAAUGCAGCUUUUUAAAUAAAAUAUUUUAAGAAAGCGG
Planococcus citri (citrus mealybug) is the source of this 2005-nucleotide messenger RNA. Its product is annotated as damage-control phosphatase ARMT1-like. The record is from RefSeq and is a predicted model, not a curated record. Gene Ontology annotation, molecular function: phosphatase activity. Gene Ontology annotation, biological process: DNA damage response. Gene Ontology annotation, cellular component: nucleus. NCBI's taxonomy places the organism in Eukaryota, Metazoa, Arthropoda, Insecta, Hemiptera, Pseudococcidae. Bases 557 to 1885 code for a protein of 442 amino acids. The transcript has 8 exons.